Macrobrachium nipponense is the source of this 2263-nucleotide messenger RNA. Its product is annotated as gastrula zinc finger protein XlCGF8.2DB-like. The coding region runs from base 873 to 1886 and encodes 337 amino acids. Gene Ontology annotation, biological process: regulation of transcription by RNA polymerase II. The record is from RefSeq and is a predicted model, not a curated record. Gene Ontology annotation, cellular component: nucleoplasm. Lineage: Eukaryota; Metazoa; Arthropoda; Malacostraca; Decapoda; Palaemonidae. The transcript has 2 exons. Gene Ontology annotation, molecular function: RNA polymerase II cis-regulatory region sequence-specific DNA binding; DNA-binding transcription repressor activity, RNA polymerase II-specific.
UUUAUGUCAUUCCGGCCAGGCAACCCAUAUUUCCCAAAAACCCUACGUUUAUUUACCAAACGAAAGAAAUAUUAAGGCAAGAAUGAUUAGGGUAGCAACCUUAGAGUAGCCCACGUCUAUUCCUACCCCAAAAUUAAAGAGGUAGCUUAAGGGUAUUUCUACAGAAGCAGUCUGCAUGGACUGCAAGGAACGUAACCGCGGAUACGACAUCCACUAGGGAUUGGGGCCGUCCAAUGUAUUUCGCCGUGUUUAGUACUGGCCCCUGGAGGGUUAAUUACAGUCGUCCGUAUAAAUAUUACUUAAAAUUCUUGUUCAGUAGGUAAAACUGCAUAGAAAAACCGCAACUGCCAUAGUCUAGGCCGCCGUGGAUAAGUAGCCUAGAUCUACCGAUUUCAGAACAAGGCCUACGAUGAUGUGCAGUCAUGGAGAAAACUACUUGGAAGAAUAUGACAUUAAAGUCAUGAUUAAGAACAUACUGCAUCCAUAUGUUGAUUUUUAUUACUGUGAGAGGAUGAAAGCGGUUUGUGUUAUCCGUAAAGUGUUUUAGUGAUGAAUAUUGAUAGAUUAUUAUGUCUUUAACUCAGAUCAGUGAUUAUGACAGCUUGUGUAUAUUGAAAAUGUAAUCUCAUUUAGACCACUUUUAUGAACACAAGGGGAAAAUACCGUUAAUAUGGCAGAAAUUAUAAUAGAUAGCUGUGUAUUAGUUUAUUUAUUAAAUGUCAAAUAAGGAGAGAGGCUUUGUCAUGAUGAUAGCUUUAUAGCAUACAGAAAUGUUAGAAAUUAAUGGUGUAUUAAGGAAGAACAGGUUUGGUGUUGUAUUAAGUAGAGUGGUACACAGCUUAGAUUGAGUGGCCUUUAUUACAAGAAUUAAAAUGAGCACCACCAUUAAAUCUGAAAUGCCUUCAGAAAAAGAAGAGUCUGAAUGUGGAGUAACGUUAGUUACUGUCAAAUGUGAGACUGCAGAUGUUGGGUAUUCAAAUGAUUCGAAUAUAAGUGUGUCAGAGGAGUUUUUUGCUUCACAACUGUGUCCUGAAAAGGAAACAGAUUCCAGUGAAGUAGGGGAAGAUGACCUUGAAUCUACAGCAAAAUUAGAGAACACAAGUGAUAGUUGUGACCCACUGUUCAUCGAAGAAGGAUGUGUAGAACAAGUUAAAAGGAAAGGAACCCAGGAUUCAUCUGUAAAAGCCUUAGUCAAUAACAAGAUGUUCACUUGCAUGGUCUGCGGGAAAGCAUUUCAGCGCAUCUUUCACUUCAACACUCACAUGAGAAUUCAUACAGGAGAAAGGCCGUUUGCUUGCAAGCAUUGUGGAAAAUCAUUCAACGAGAAGGGGAAUCUUCGCAUUCAUGAGUUACUCCACACAGGGAAAAGACCUUUUGCCUGUAAGGAAUGUGGGAAUUCUUACAGCAAAAAGGGGGAUCUCGCCUCUCACAUGAGAGCUCACACAGGCGAGAGGCCAUUCAGUUGCAACGUUUGCGGUAAGACCUUUUGCCAGAGAGCAGGUCUCAAUGUUCACAUGCGAAUCCAUACGGGAGAGAGGCCGCACGUGUGUAGCGAGUGUGGGAAGGCGUUCCUCCAGAAAACAGUGCUCAAGAAUCAUUUGAGGACACACACGGGUGAAAGGCCAUUCGAGUGCAAGGAUUGUGGGAAGGCCUUUGGGCAGAAAGUGCAUCUUAGGAGUCACAUGAAGGUUCAUACUGAUGAGAAACCUUUCGAGUGUCAGGAGUGUGGGAAAACUUUUAGGAGAAAGAGACCUCUCACUGUUCAUGCAAGAACUCACACUGGGGAGCUUCCAUAUGUUUGCACGGAGUGUGGGAAGACAUUUAACUUGAAAAAAAGUCUAAUAAGUCAUUUGAAAGAUCACGCAAAGGAAUCGUUGUGGGAGUAGAAUUUAGGGGAAGCAUGUUAUUCGAUUACUAGUUUUGAUAACUCUUUAGUAGGAUAUCUAGCUGAAUAAUUGCCUCAAAGCCAUUUCUAGAUUCUCUUGUGGAAUGCAAAUAAAAGUUGCGACAAGGUAAAGCCAAAGAGUUUGAUGUUUCUUUCCAAGAAUUCAGUCACAUUCUAAAGGAAUAGAUGUGUGGAGUGCAGUAUUGUACGUUCUGGUAGGUGAUAAACUUCACAGAUGUUUAUUGUUACUGUUACUACAGUACUGUAAUUUGAAUUAAUAAGUUCUGUUUUUAUAGUGUUUGGGUUGACAGUCCGAGCUAAAUGGGCCCUUGUAAAGAUUCUGUUAUUGUUAUUAUUAUUAUUAUUAUUUUUUUAAUU